AUGCCGUCCUCGUCAAGGUCCCACGACCGCGAUGUAGGAUCGAGCUCCUCGCAUCACGAUCGCGAGCCCUCGGACUACAAACGGCGUCAUCGACCAGACGCAGACGACGAUCCCCACCACCGUAGCCGCGACAGGGAGCAUUCUCCAGACCGCCGAAAGCGACAUCGCGAGGAUGAUCACAGCAGACGAUCUCACAGCUCUCGAUCACAUCGUGACGACGACCGAAGAGACCGGUCCGACCGCGACCACCAUCAUAGGCACAAACACGAGGAGCAUGGAAGCUCGAGUCGCUCUAGGCAGGAUCGUGACAAGGAACACAGAAGCGACCGGUCCUCCAAGCGGCGGGAGACCUCGGAGGAGCGUCGGAUCCGCAAAGCCGCCAAGCGCUCCGAGAAGUUGAAGGAGCUCGAAGAAAGCUUCCUGGACGAAGAGCAAGGCGCGGCGGAACGCACUGCCGUUGCCGAGCUCAUGAUGUAUUCUGCCGAGGACAAUCCGUUUAACGACGCCAACCUUGGUCAAAAGUUCAAGUGGGGAAAGAAGGAGGAGAAGGAACGCAAAGGAGGGCUCACAAGGGAAGAAGCUGAGAGACGUGACGCUCAACGAAGGGAGGAGGCUAUGCUCGAGAUCGAGAAGCUCAAUGCUAAGCGUGCCGAGCGUGAGAAGCAGGCUGCUUUGCGAGAAGAAGAGGAGGCGAGGAUGGCACGUCUCGCCGAGUCAGCACAGAUGGCUAGCUGGGUCGCCAAGGAAGAUGACUUCCAUCUCGAACAAGCCCAACGCCGAGCUGUCAUCCGCGUCAAAGAGAACCGCGCUAAGCCCAUCGACUUGCUCAGCAUCAACCUCAAGUGGGCGGACCCCAACGUCAUUUCCGAACAAGAAGGCAAGCAGGACGAUGACGACGACGAGGCUGGCCUCGAGAUCGACCUCGACGAGCCCUACACCAUCUUCGAAGAUCUCACACUCGAGGAGACGGAGGAAUUGCAUCAGGACAUUCAGAUGUACCUGGAGCUCGAGAAGAACGACUCGAACCUCGACUUUUGGCGUUCGAUGCUCAUCGUAUGCGAUGACAAGCUCGAAGAGCUCAAAGAAGAUCAAGAUAGGGCCGAGGGCACCGCCACAGCCGCUCUCGGAAUUCGACAGGAUCCUGAGGAGCGUGGACGCAUCAACAGCAUGCUUUCGUCCAAAUCGACAGAUGAUCUUCAGCAGCUUCAAAAUCAGGUGCGCGCCAAGCUCGCUUCUGGUGAACCGGUGGAUGUCGAAUACUGGGAGAGGGUGCUCAAAGCGAUCGUCGUUUGGCGAGCCAAAGCAAGACUGCGCGACAUGCACGAGGCUGUCUUGUCCAAUCGACUCGAGUACCUCCGACGCAAGCAACGUGACGAGGCGUCGCGACAGCAGAAGGAGCUUUUGCUCCAGACUGGCGACGAUUCUGAUCUCGAAGACGAAGCACAGGACACCCUUGAUGUUCAAGACAAAGCCGAUGGCGAGGGCAAGAACGCAGAGGCGGAACUCGAGGCACUCUACGAUCCAGACGAGAUGGAGCCUGCGCCGAUCGACGCCGCCAACCUCAGCUACGAAGACAGGCGUCUGCCCAUCAAGACCGUGCGCGAGCAUCUCGAAGAGGUGGUCGCUGCUCGACGUCGCGUCACCGGUCAGCUUUUCAUCCCCAAAACGCGUCACAACGAGCAUGGCGCGAGCACCUCGGACAACCCCGCCGAGCGCAUGUUCCUGCAAGAGGCAUCCAAAGCGCUCGACGUCACCGAAGAGGUCAUGGAUGGGGGCGACGAAGCUCCGCUCACCCAUCAGACCUACCAAUGGGAAGACAAGUACCGUCCGCGCAAGCCACGCUUCUUCAACCGCGUCCACACCGGCUUCGACUGGAACAAAUACAAUCAAACCCAUUACGAUUCGGACAAUCCGCCACCCAAGACGGUGCAGGGCUACAAAUUCAACAUCUUUUAUCCGGAUCUCAUCGACAAGACGAUCGCCCCAACGUACAAGAUUAUCAAGGAAAAGGGCGAGGAGGAUACGGUGCUGCUGCGAUUCAGCGCUGGUCCGCCGUACGAGGACAUUGCGUUCAGGAUCGUCAACAGGGAGUGGGAGUACAGUCACAAGCGAGGGUUCAGGAACAGUUUCGACCGGGGCGUGCUGCAGUUGCAUUUCAACUUUAAGCGGUUGCGGUAUCGAAAGUAA
Kalmanozyma brasiliensis GHG001 is the source of this 2187-nucleotide messenger RNA. Its product is annotated as Cactin, domain protein. Gene Ontology annotation, cellular component: cytoplasm; spliceosomal complex. Gene Ontology annotation, biological process: mRNA cis splicing, via spliceosome. The coding region runs from base 1 to 2187 and encodes 728 amino acids. The transcript has a single exon. Gene Ontology annotation, molecular function: protein binding. Lineage: Eukaryota; Fungi; Basidiomycota; Ustilaginomycetes; Ustilaginales. The record is from RefSeq and is a predicted model, not a curated record.